Messenger RNA from Capsicum annuum, 2525 nucleotides. Its product is annotated as MDIS1-interacting receptor like kinase 2. The record is from RefSeq and is a predicted model, not a curated record. Gene Ontology annotation, molecular function: protein binding; protein kinase activity; ATP binding. Gene Ontology annotation, biological process: protein phosphorylation. NCBI's taxonomy places the organism in Eukaryota, Viridiplantae, Streptophyta, Magnoliopsida, Solanales, Solanaceae.
GGCUCCAUUCCUAUUGAAAUAGGGAAGAUGGAGUCACUUGAGGAGUUGAGCUUGCACGACAACAAUCUCUCUGGACCAAUUCCCAAAAUAAUAGGAGACUUGACUGAGCUCAAACUCUUGCACCUUUAUUCCAAUCAACUUUCCGGUCCCAUUCCUAGUGAGUUAGGGAAUCUGAAAAACCUGAGUGAUUUGGAAUUAUCCAAUAACUCACUUACCGGUCAAAUUCCUCCUUCCUUCGGAAAUUUGAGAAACUUGCAGAUUUUGUUUCUCCGUCACAACAAACUUUCUGGUUCUAUUCCAAAAGAACUUGGAUAUUUAGAUAACUUGGUUGUGCUGGAAAUGGAUGAAAAUCAGUUUUCAGGCCAUUUGCCUGAGCAUCUUUGCCAAGGUGGGAAACUUGAAAUCUUCACGGUGAAUAGUAACAAUCUGUCAGGGCCAAUACCAAGAAGCUUAAGCAAGUGCUCGAGUUUUAAAAGGGUUCGCUUUGAUAACAACAGUUUUACUGGCAAUUUAUCUGAAGCUUUUGGUAUCUAUCCGGAUCUUGAGUUAAUUUAUUUGAGCAAAAAUGAUUUUCAUGGUGAGCUCAGCAGCAACUGGUGGAAAUGCAAGAAUUUGACUGAUUUGCUGAUAGACGGAAAUAGAAUUGGUGGUUGCAUACCACCAGAGAUCGGAAACCUGAAAGGGCUUCAACGACUUGAUCUUUCAUCAAAUCAUUUGGUUGGGAUGAUUCCUGGGGAAUUUGGAAAAUUGACCUCUCUAGAGUAUCUUUUUUUGCAAAAUAACCACAUUUCUGGCAAUAUACCUGGGGAACUUGGGGCACUGACAAAGUUAGAUUCCCUUGACCUGUCAAACAAUAGAUUGAAUGGGUCGAUACCAACGUUUAUAGAAGAUUACAGGCACGUGUUUCUCUUGAACCUGAGCAACAAUAAGUUCGGCCAGAAAAUUCCAAAGGAGAUAGGGAGUAUAACUCAACUUAAUGUACUUGAUUUGAGCCAUAAUCUUCUAGUUGGAGAAAUACCCCCUCAGUUAGCCAAUUUGAAUUCCUUGGUAAGCUUUAAUCUUUCCCACAACAGGCUUUCUGGCCGCAUUCCUGAAGAACUUGAAAGCUUGACUGGUUUGCAGGAUUCAUUAGAAGGUAAUACAGGUCUUUGCGGCAAUGUAACAGGAUUCCAACCUUGCGAAAGGCCAUUUUCUAUGGUGAAGAAGCACUCAAUGGCCAAGGGACACAAACUCAUCCUUAUAACUGUACUUCCUAUUCUGGGAGCACUAGUGCUUCUCUGUGCUCUCGCUGGUGCUCUCCUUAUGCGUGACCAAAGAAGAAGAGUUAGAGAUGUUGAAAGACGGGAUUCUAUUAAAAAAGAUGAUGGUCUGCUUUCGAUAUCCACGUUACAUGGAAGUUCAUUAUACUGGGAUAUCUUAAAAGCCACAGAGGAGUUCGAUGCAACAUUUUGCAUUGGGAAAGGAGGGUUCGGAAGCGUUUACAAGGUAAAUCUUCCAUCAUUGGGGAAUGUAGCUGUGAAGCGACUUCAUUCUUCAUUUGAGAUUAAGCAUCGCAAAAGCUUUAUGAAUGAGGUAAGGGCUUUGACAGGGAUUAAGCAUCGAAACAUUGUGAGACUCUACGGCUUUUGUUCGAAUGCACAACACUCGUUUUUGGUUUACGAGUACAUGGAGAGGGGGAGUUUCUCUAGUAUUUUGAGCAACGAAGUAGAGUCCAAGAAAUUGGAUUGGUUUAAAAGAGUGAAUAUCAUCAAAGGUGUUGGUUAUGCUUUAUCCUACAUGCACCACGAUUGCUCACCCCCAAUUGUUCAUCGAGACAUAUCAAGCAGUAAUGUUUUGCUUGAUCCCGAGUUUGAACCUCGUGUUUCAGAUUUUGGCAUAGCUAAGAUUCUGAAGCCAAACUCAUCCAAUUGUACUGCACUUGCAGGCACAUAUGGCUAUGUAGCACCCGAGCUUGCCUAUACAAUGAAGGUGACAGAAAUGUGUGACGUCUAUAGCUUUGGAGUAUUAGCGUUGGAGGUAAUCAAAGGAAAGCAUCUUGGGGAAUACCUUACUCAGCUAGCAAAAUCAUCGACAAGAGAUGUGCAGCUUAGCAAUUUGCUAGAUGAACGGCUUCCACAUCCUGAAGAUGAAGUGAAAGAGCUUUUAGUUUUCAUCAUCAAGCUAGCACGCUCGUGUUUACUAGAAAAUCCAAAAUCAAGGCCAACGAUGCACUUCAUCUCUCAUAUGUUAUCAAUGGAUCCACCCAAUUAUCAAAUUCCAUGAAGGUGAGAUUCUCCGAGAUGUAAGCUGUCCUUGUGUGGAAACGGUCAUGCUUGGCACCAAGUCGUUAUGAAAUGAAAUAAUAAUAAGUUUGUUGAUCAGAACUGGCCUUUCUGUAUUGUUGGGUUGCAUAUGUAGAUUACUUAUUUCAAUGUCCUUGUACUAGAUUAUAUACAAAUUCCAGUAUACCGUGGAAGGUAAUUACUAUUUAUUUUCCUUGUGACCGUAAGUUAUAAGUAAAAAAAGCAAGUUCCAUGUUCUUUAAA